ACUCUUAUUUUCCUGUUGAACCACGAGUUGUUUUGAACGGUUCAACUUUGGAAGCCAUCGAGACACGACCUAGAAGCUGUGCUGUUCUGAGAUAACUCGGUGGACUUGCUGUUAGCUAAACACGGCUAAAGAAAACCUGCUACCACUUCAGGAUCAUCCAUCAGCUGGGACUGAUUCAUCGUGUGUUCUUCACCACCUGGACCUGGACAGCAUGGACACAGCUUUUCAACAGGUGGUGCUGGUUAAAGAAGAAGCUCUAGAAGAACAUGGCGCUGGUGUCAACCAGCAGGACUUAGAUUUUCUCCACAUAAAGGAGGAACAGGAGAAACUCUGGCCCAGUAUGGAAGGGGCGCAUCUACAUUUGAAGGAGGAGACUGAUGCUGCCAGGUUUCCAUUCACUGUUGCUUCUAUAAAGAGUGAGGAUGAUGAAGAGAAGCCUCUGUUCUCACAGCUUCAUCAGAAGCAAAUAGAAGACAGAGAUGUUUCAACCAGCAGCUCAGCUGACCAGACGACAGCAGAAACUGGUGGAGUAGAAACUAGCCGGAACCCAGUUCUGAACCCUCAUGAACUGACUCCUGAUUCUUCAGAGACUGAUGUUGGAGAUGAUGAUGGUGAUCAUGCAACUCUAGACUCUGGGCUGUCAGACUCUGGGUCUGAAACUGGAGACCGAGACAAUGACUGGAAUGAGAAUAGGUGUUCUGAGUCAGAUUUUAGGACUGCCAACAUGUCCUUUAGUAAUAGGACACUUUUAAACAGUCACAUGAGAGUCCACACAGGACAGAAGCCUUUUCCUUGUGAGCUCUGUGGGAAUAGAUUUAGCUUUAAUUCAACUUUAAACACACACAUGGGAGUCAGCACAGGACAGAAGCCUUUCGCCUGUGAGCUCUGUGAAAUGAGAUUUAGCCAAAAGACACAUUUAAACAGUCAUAUGAGAGUCCACACAGGAGAAAAGCCCUUUGCUUGUGAGUUCUGUGAGAAUAGAUUUAGUGAAAAGGGAAGUUUAAACACACACAUGAGAGUCCACACAGAACAGAAGCCUUUCGCCUGUGAGCUCUGUGAAAUGAGAUUAAGCCAAAAGACACAUUUAAACAGUCACAUGAGAGUCCACACAGGAGAUAAGCCCUUUGCUUGUGAGCUCUGUGGGAAUAGAUUUAGUAAAAAGGGAAGUUUAAACACUCACAUGAGAGUCCACACAGGAGAGAAGCCCUUUGCUUGUGAGCUCUGUGGGAGGAGAUUUAGCCUAAAGACAAAUUUAAACAAACACAUGAGAGUCCACACAGGACAGAAGCCCUUUGCUUGUGAGCUCUGUUGGAGUAGAUUUAGUGAGAAGGGACAUUUAAACAGGCACAUGAGAGUUCACACAGGACAGAAGCCCUUUGCUUGUGAGCUCUGUGGGAGUAGAUUUAGUGAGAAGUGACAUUUAAACAGGCACAUGAGAGUCCACACAGGAGAGAAGCCCUUUGCUUGUGAGCUCUGUGGGAAUAGAUUUAGUGAAAAGGGAAGUUUAAACACACACAUGAGAGUCCACACAGGAGAGAAGCCUUUUGCUUGUGAGCUCUGUGGGAGUAGAUUUAGCCAAAAGACGCAUUUAAACGCUCACAUGAGAGUCCACACAGGAGAGAAGCCCUUUGCUUGUGAGCUCUGUGGGAGUAGAUUUAGUGAGAAGGGACAUUUAAACAGACACAUGAGAGUCCACACAGGAGAGAAGCCCUUUGCUUGUGAGCUCUGUGGGAAUAGAUUUAGUGAAAAGGGAAGUUUAAACACACACAUGAGAGUCCACAAUUGACAGAAGCCUUUUGCGUGUGAGCUCUGUAGACGAAGUUUUGGCCAAAAAAAAAACUUUAAACAGCCAUCUAAGCACCCACUAGGGCUGAACGAUCUAUUGAAGGGGUCCCCAACCUUUUUUUGGCCCGUGAGCUACUCUUACACAAUGAAAGUACAGCAGAGUUACUGUCAUAUGAUGUGUUUACAUUGAUACUUUCCAUGUGUGAAUGUGCUUGUGUUAAAAAUGCUAUACUUACUAUAUCAACAUGCAUUGUACUCACAAGUUGAUUUCUCUGUAUUUCAGUACAUCAGUAUAUAUAUUUUUUGAAAGUAUAAGUAAACUAGUGACAUUCUGUAAACCAAAUCAAACGAAACAUAUUUAGUUUUUUAAACUAAUCGGAUACUUUCAGAUAAUGAAUAACAAAUCAACUUCAUGUGAAUGAUUUGAUAAUUUUUUUAGAAGGUUAGUAACAUAACUUUUUAAGCGCACAGGAAUAGCUAACCUGUAAAGCUGAUGAUAUUUUAAAUUAAAUAUAAGCUAAAUGUGAUGAAAACACAAAAGUCUAAAUAGUUUGAAUUGAAGUAAAAAAAUGUAAAAUCAGAAAUAAGACUUGUUCCUGCUCACCUGAUUAACUGAAUCAUUUUAUGGGGGGGGGGGGGGGGUUUGGUCAUGAAACUUAAGUUUUGCUGCGUUUAUUGCUGACAAUAUAAAGGUUGGAGGUUUAUCCUUUUUUUCUGCAUCUUGUAGGUUUUUUUUCUUCACAGGUCUGAAAACUAAUUAAAAACUUAACUUUUUCAUGAUGCCUUCCAUUAACCUAUCCUUGCAUCUGUGCUCUACUAGGUCUUUAUCUGUACUGUGUUAAAUUUAUUUUAUAUGUAUACCUAUUCUGUGCUUUUUUAUCUUUGUUUUAUAUUUUAAAGUAAAUAAUUUUACUUAAUAUGCUUUUAUUUUUGUUUACUAUGUUCUGUGUCAAUAUUCUUUGAUUUUAUUUUACACAACAUGAUGUGAUAUUUUAACUAUUUCCAUUAACUUGUGAUUGUUUUAACUAUGUGAAGCACAUUGGGCUACUGUUUUGUGUAUGAAAUGGGCUAUAUACAAACUUGACUUGAGGGAGCAUUCACAAUCACAUUUUAUUACUUUUUUCCCCCGUGUCUUGUCUGGCUGUGAAGCAAACAGAAUUAAUGUCUGAAUGCUGGUGACAAGCCUUGCAGAUUUACUCUCAGGUAGAGCACCAAAGCUGCUGCUUUAAUGUCACGCCUGAUACUUAAAUCUUCAUUGUUGGUUUUUGAAUGCUUGUAACUCUGACCAGACACGGAGACAGAGGUGAAAGAGAAGGAAAGUAACAAAAGGAAGGGGGGUUCCACAAAAAUAAACAAUCAAUGAUGAACAAGA
This is a messenger RNA of Nothobranchius furzeri (turquoise killifish), 3157 nucleotides long. The record is from RefSeq and is a predicted model, not a curated record. Lineage: Eukaryota; Metazoa; Chordata; Actinopteri; Cyprinodontiformes; Nothobranchiidae.